This is a messenger RNA of Bipolaris zeicola 26-R-13, 156 nucleotides long. RefSeq lists its product as uncharacterized. Lineage: Eukaryota; Fungi; Ascomycota; Dothideomycetes; Pleosporales; Pleosporaceae. The annotation marks the transcript as partial. The transcript has a single exon. The record is from RefSeq and is a predicted model, not a curated record.
GGAGGAGGAGGAGGAAACAGCAGUGGAGAGCGUGGGCGAGGGAGGGAGAUGAACGGCUCGUCGGUGGCUGAAGGCGCCCGAGUGGCUGCACGGGAAGAAGCAGAGAGAGGGGUGGGCGGUGGGCGGCGCACCGGAAAUAAGGACGAGCUUUUUUAA